AUGACAGAGAUAAUCAAAGAAAUCGCAAAAGAAAUGGCAACCAAGAUUGCAAUUGUAAAGAUGAACAAGAACGACGAAGAGUGGAAAGGAAACAUCAGAAAGUUUCCCAUCUUCAGCGAAUGGAAGGGAAUGGAGCAGACACUCAAAGUGAUGGGAAUUGAAUUUGAAUAUGAAUUUGAUGAUAACCUGGAAAUCACAGCAGUGAUUGUGAAUGGAUUCAAGCAAGAAACAACCAGGUGGUAUGUUGGGGAUUUAAAACAAGAGAAGAAGCAGAAGAAAAUGCAAAGGAACUUGAAAGAAGAAGGGAGAAAAGACAUGGCAAGACAUAUUGUGGACAUAGCAUUGAAUGAUGAAGAAGAGAGAUUGAUCAAAUAUCUCGCAAAGAAGGAUGGGAUCACAGUCAAGGAAGAAUUGAGAAGUUUGCUGAAUCUUCAGAUUUGGGAAGAAAGCGAAAACUAUAUGAACGAAGUGGAGGAAGAUGACUGA
Molecule: messenger RNA, 486 nt
Organism: Cylicocyclus nassatus
Lineage: Eukaryota; Metazoa; Nematoda; Chromadorea; Rhabditida; Strongylidae
Source: the annotation of a GenBank genome assembly